GCGACCGUUUUCGCACUAAUUUUUCGCAAUGCCUGGCGGAAAGGGAAAGUCUAUCGGUGGAAAGGGCGGAAAGGGUGAUGCUGCGGGGAAGGCCCAAAAGUCUCACAGCGCAAAGGCUGGUCUGCAGUUCCCCUGUGGUCGUGUCAAGCGUUUUUUGAAGAACAACACCCAGAACAAGAUGCGUGUCGGAGCUAAGGCUGCUGUCUACGUGACCGCUGUCCUCGAGUACCUAACUGCCGAAGUCCUCGAACUGGCUGGUAACGCCGCCAAGGAUCUCAAGGUCAAGCGUAUCACCCCGCGCCACCUGCAGCUCGCCAUCCGUGGUGACGAGGAACUGGACACCCUGAUCCGCGCGACCAUCGCCUUCGGUGGUGUUCUGCCCCGCAUCAACCGUGCGCUCCUCCUGAAGGUCGAGCAGAAGAAGAAGGGCGGCGCCCUCGAGUAA
Molecule: messenger RNA, 445 nt
Organism: Penicillium soppii
Lineage: Eukaryota; Fungi; Ascomycota; Eurotiomycetes; Eurotiales; Aspergillaceae
Gene: htz1
Product: histone H2AZ
Exons: 3
Coding region: 29-445 (138 amino acids)
Cellular component (GO): nucleosome
Molecular function (GO): structural constituent of chromatin; protein heterodimerization activity; DNA binding
Source: RefSeq, a predicted model, not a curated record